CAUGCGCGCUCUGCAGAGGACGUUAUCCUCUUAUACACAUUCACAUAAACAUUCACAAAUAUCUAGCGGUGGAUUUAUUCUUCACACAUCAUGCAGGUGAAGAUGUCCCCGUGUGUCCUGCUCACUGCCCUUUUUGCCCUUCAUCUAGCUGUGGGUUGGGCCGUACCGAGUGAAAGAGAAGAAGCCCAGAUGGUUUGUUCCGGGCGGGAAUUUCGUCUGCCCGUUUUCUCGACAUCCAGAACGGUGACUUUUACACCAGACCCUGACGGACCAAGGCGCGUCCUGCUGGACAAAACCAUCGUGAGAGGAAGUUUGCUGGUGCUUGUUUGUUUGAUGUGUGUGUGUGUGUGUACAGAUUUCCAAAACCUAUUUACUGUACAACCGCAGGUAAAGGACCCGCGGUUCGAGUGGACCAGAGAUAAGAUGCUAGUCCUGAGAGAUGUGACUCAUGAUGAUCAGGGACUUUACGCCAUCAAACUGUUUUCUGGAUUCACCUACGAAGCUGUUCGUUUGACUGUUUCAGCAUGCAUUAAGUCCUACCGCAGAAACUACGGGGAGAACUUUGAGCACAACAUCCCUGAAAAUGGCUCGCUUCUGGAGUUUUCUCCCAGGGGUGCUCCACCUGAGGCCAUGCCAGUUGCACUGUGGAACCGGACGGAUCCUGAGACCAGUGAUGCGGGCCGGGGCCGGCUGCUGCAGGCUGGGAAGGUGUGGGUGGCAGAAAGAGUGACGCAGGCGGACCAAGGCAACUACACUGUGAGAGACGGCAAGGGGAAGGUCGUGUCCCGCAGCACCCUCACUGUCCGCGGGCGCUCCUUCAAUGUCACCCGCUUCACCAAGGAGUCUCUAAACCUGCCCCUCUUUCUCCCUGUCCCUCAUGCACGCCUCAUUUUUACCCCCACCCGAUACCCUGACGAAUCCUCCCUGGGCUCUUUUGACCCCAAGCCCCCCCGUGGCCCUGUGCAGCUGAUCCGCGAGGGCCAUAUAACAGACCACGACAUGCGCUACAGGGGCCUCAUCUCUCUGGGCAGGAACGGCACCAUCAAUGAGGUCGUCAUAGUGAGGCUGACUUCAAGGCAUGACGGACUGUAUGAAAUCAGAGAUGGGGAUGGCAACCUGGUAUCUGCCACCUGGUUGCAGGUUAUCGAAAAGGGAGGCAGAUGGCGAGCACUUCUCAAGUCCAUCACUGUCCCUUCUGGCAUGUUUGUGUCGCUGGCUGGUUUCCUCCUGUUCAUGAAGCGAUACCCAAACUGCAGCCUGUCACAGAUCAUCGCUGGCCUCCGAGCAAACCGCACGCCACCAGCCAACCCUCCGAGGGUCAACAUCCAGGACUACAGCCAGCCCAGCCCUCAGCCCUCAGGCUACUAUAGUCACUCUCAGCCGCCUGGAACACCCAGAAAAUUGACCCCAAGAGCCAGUCCUGCUCACUCUGCUUCCUCUCCGGUUAUAGUAGGAACUCCUAGAGCUGACAACCAGGAAGAACACAGAUUGGUGGCUAGGAGCUCCCCUCGUCAUAAUCCAACCACUGAGCGGGACACAUCUCACAACAACGAGGAAGAGAGAAGGAUUUCUUUUUCGGUGCCUGGGGCUUCAGACUGCCUUCACUCUUCUGAGGACUGUGUUCAAUUCCAGAUCAAGAAGGAUGGAGAUAAAGAAAGGUGGAGCAAAUUACAAGGAUACUUUUCCACACUGCCACUGGACACGGACACCUCUGAAUCCUGCAGUGUUUACACUUCGGAGAAACUGAACUUCUUAUAAAACAGAGAAUGGGAGCUGAAGGAAGAAGAAGAAACAUAAAACAUGGAGAAACUACAGUAUUGGAUUCUCAGAUGGAGAAAGCUGUUUUAUAAAAGAAAGACCUCACCUGUGCCUUUUGCAUCUUAGUCUAGUUUUACUAGUUUGGUAUCAAUAUUGCAUGUCAUUUUUUCAUGUCAUUUUUAUGCAGCAUGAGUUGAGCAUUAGCCUUCCUAUCUCAUAUAUUUCUUGACACUGUUGACGGUGCUUUUGAAAUCUCCUGCUGUUACCUACCUCCAGACCCUCAGGACCAGUAUGAUCUGCACUGUAUUUGCUGAGUGUUGGUGCGAGUAUGUUUGUGGUGUGAUCGCUAGGGCUACCUAGAAAUUAGAGUUGUGAUGGAUACAAAUAUUUGCAAAAGGGAAUUAAAUAAAUACUUAAAUACUGUACAGUUAUAGAGAGUUAGUUGACGUGUUUUUCUCCAUCCAUCAUGUUAACCAUUCCUAACUGCAACAACAAUUAAUUAUUGUGUUAAAUGUCUGCUAUGCAGUUCAGUGAUUGUUUGCAAUGAUAUAGUAUAUUUACCCUCAAGGUAAUUGUAGAAAUAGUUGUGUGAAAUAUGAAAUGUUCCACCAAACAUUGCAAUAGCCUAUUAAUCUGUAAACUUUGUGUACAGUAUAACAUCUUAUCACCAAAUCUUUCUAGUGACGACUAAGGUUGUAUUGCUGCUUGUGAUAUUUUUGGACUGUCAAAAUGUCAUCUCCUAAACAAUAAAAUGUAUCUUUAAGACACA
Messenger RNA from Cottoperca gobio, 2527 nucleotides. RefSeq lists its product as uncharacterized. Lineage: Eukaryota; Metazoa; Chordata; Actinopteri; Perciformes; Bovichtidae. The transcript has 10 exons. The coding region runs from base 91 to 1758 and encodes 555 amino acids. The record is from RefSeq and is a predicted model, not a curated record.